Staurois parvus is the source of this 275-nucleotide messenger RNA. NCBI's taxonomy places the organism in Eukaryota, Metazoa, Chordata, Amphibia, Anura, Ranidae. The record is from the annotation of a GenBank genome assembly.
ACCCAGGGAAGAUAUGUUUCUGAGCAGCUCAGAGGAGCCACACUCGAUGAAGCAGAAGUAGCUGGACAAGUGAUCUGUAGCCAGGCCAGAGCCUAAUGGCAUGCAUAAUGACGAUGAUGGUAUGGAACAGGGGCGGACUGACAACUCAUGGGGGCCCCCGGGAAAUAGGGGAUCAUGGGGCCCCUGUGUCCUUGCCCAAACUCAAAAAAGCCUAUGAAAAAGGUACCAGGGGCAUCUCAUGGGGCCCCCUACUGACCCCGGGCCCUCGGGCAGUG